GCGCCGGCCGCGCGGCAAGGGCAGUGGCAGCCCGCCCUGCUAGGGGUACGCCAUGUCGUUGCGCAGCCUGCACCGGCGGCUCUCGUCCGCCAACAAUACAUGCGAAGAUGGUGGAGGCGGUGCAGCGACAGGUACCGGAGGCAGGGCGGCGUCAUUGCGGCUGGCCAACGGCCGAGUGGCAGCGCAGUCGGCGGAGCAGCUACCGCACUCGCCGGCCGACUGCGCCUCGGUGCGAAUCUCCAUCGACAACACCAACACCUGCUGCACAGACUCGUUGGUCACCGCCCUCGAUGACGAGACUCUGCUGCUAGGCGACGCCGACAUGUCGCUGAAGCAGGGCAGCGGCACGGGCAAAGUCCAUUUUGGCGGGCUGGACGAUGUUUCCUUGUACGGCACGCCGGUGGAACCCGCCCCUCCCGCGCCUGACGCCAAGCAAGGGUUCCUUCGCAACCAGCUGCAAGCCCUCUUUCAACCAACAGACAACAAGCUCGCCAUGAAACUCUUCGGGUCGAAAAAGGCGUUGAUGAAGGAACGGAUCCGGCAGAAAGCUGCGGGGCAUUGGGUUAUACAUCCAUGCAGUAGUUUCAGAUUCUACUGGGACCUGUGCAUGCUGUUGCUUUUGGUGGCAAACCUGAUUAUCCUGCCGGUGGCCAUUUCCUUCUUCAAUGACGACCUCAGUACGCGCUGGAUUGCCUUCAACUGUCUCUCCGACACAAUAUUCCUUAUAGAUAUCGUUGUUAAUUUUAGAACAGGAAUAAUGCAGCAAGAUAAUGCAGAACAAGUGAUAUUAGAUCCCAAGUUAAUAGCGAAGCACUAUUUGAGGACAUGGUUCUUCCUUGACCUCAUCUCUAGUAUACCACUAGAUUAUAUAUUCUUGAUCUUCAAUCAGGUAAACGAUUUUAGUGAGAGCUUUCAAAUUCUUCAUGCGGGGCGCGCUCUUCGGAUACUCCGGUUAGCGAAGCUGCUUUCCCUGGUGCGGCUGCUUCGACUCUCAAGACUCGUCCGAUAUGUAUCGCAAUGGGAGGAAGUAUAUAUGAGUCCCGGUCCGCAGCCACGUGGCGCGCCGGGCGACGACGGCGCGGGUUCCCGCGACCUCGCUUCGCAGAUCUUGCAGAAUCUUCAAAAAAAGCGCACGGAACGGAGGGGACGCCUCAGCUCCGAAGUUGCCAAAAAGAAGGGUCGCACCAAAAGCAAUCUGAUCUUCAAGUUCCUCAACAUGGCGUCAGUGUUCAUGCGGAUAUUCAACCUGAUCUGCAUGAUGUUGCUAAUCGGACACUGGUCCGGUUGUCUGCAAUUCCUUGUUCCCAUGCUGCAAGGGUUCCCGCCCAACUCGUGGGUCGCAAUUAAUGAAUUACAGGAAGCGUUCUGGUUGGAGCAGUACUCGUGGGCGCUAUUCAAAGCGAUGUCGCACAUGCUUUGCAUCGGGUACGGCCGGUUUCCGCCGCAGUCGCUCACAGACAUGUGGCUCACGAUGCUCUCCAUGAUCUCUGGAGCCACCUGCUACGCCCUCUUCCUAGGUCACGCCACCAACCUCAUACAAAGUCUUGACUCUUCCCGCAGACAAUACAGAGAAAAGAGAUUAGACGUAAAACAAGUAGAAGAAUACAUGGCAUACCGAAAGUUGCCCCGAGAAAUGCGUCAGCGUAUCACGGAGUAUUUCGAGCAUCGAUACCAGGGAAAAUUCUUCGACGAAGAAGUGAUCCUCGGUGAGCUGAGCGAGAAGUUGCGAGAAGAUGUCAUCAACUACAACUGUCGCUCGCUCGUCGCAUCGGUGCCUUUUUUCGCAAACGCCGACUCCAACUUCGUGUCGGACGUCGUCACAAAGCUACGAUAUGAAGUCUUCCAACCAGGUGAUAUCAUAAUAAAAGAAGGUACCAUCGGUAACAAAAUGUACUUUAUACAAGAAGGCAUCGUGGAUAUCGUGAUGGCGAACGGCGAGGUAGCGACUAGCCUCUCUGACGGCUCCUAUUUCGGCGAGAUCUGCCUUUUGACCAACGCACGAAGAGUCGCCUCCGUCCGGGCCGAGACCUACUGCAACCUCUUCUCACUUUCCGUGGACCACUUCAACGCAGUGCUCGACCAGUAUCCUUUGAUGCGGCGCACGAUGGAAAGCGUCGCCGCCGAACGACUCAAUAAGAUCGGGAAGAACCCCAAUCUAGUAGCGCAUAGAGAAGACGAUACGACAUCGGAAGGGAACACGAUCAACGCCGUGGUAAACGCGCUGGCGGCUGAAGCGGAACACGUGAGCUUGUCGGACGACAGCGUGGCGCGGCUUUCAGAGCGGUCGCUGGGGCUAGCGCUGCAGCCGCUGCAGGCGGCGUCUUGCCGCAUGGCGGGCGUGGCGCUGCCCGGGCUGGGCGUGGCCGCGGCGGCCGCGCUGCCGAGGCCCAAGUCCGAACACGACUUCAGCUCCGCGCAGAGUGCGGCAGCGGCCACGCUCUCGUCGGUCGGCGCCGCCUUCCACAAGUCGGACGCCGGCAUCGCCCCCUGACGCCGCACCGUGUGCUAGGCCGCGCGAGGCCACCGAUAGCAAUACUAGGCUUAGUGCGAAGCGCGCGCCGCCUCGCUAGUUGUAGCGUAGACACGUAUCAUAGCUGCGACUUCGCCGGGCGCGCACGCACCGCGCCGCCCGCUGAAUCUCAUUUUGUGAUCUUAUACUUAAUUCUCCUGUGUUAUAAUUUAGGUUAAAUUUUAUAUCAUUGACGCUGUGAGGAAUCGAAUACGCGACGUAUUCCGAUUGUAUAGAUAUACCUGUUAUAUAUUGAAGAUGAUACUAUUGAAUCUUUAUAGAGAUACCUUGCCAUAAAAGAGAAAAAUAAUUAUAUAGACUAGACUGAAAAUGUAAAGAUAUCACUAUUUUAUGCUUUGUUGGCGUAUGACAUAGACCUCUAUUGUUGAUGUGGAAUAUUCGGUCGUUAGAUACGAACGUUCGAGAUGUAUGUUUAACGUUCCUGAUACACGAUUCGAAGUAUUUAUUAUAUUGAAGUUGUUUAUAAUGUUUAUAGAAGUUGUAUCGUGGGGAUUUAGGGCGUCGUGCUCCGCCGCCGCUUCUGGGACACUCGUCGUGGAACAUUCCCGAUGACUGUUCCUUAAGGUUGCGUCACAAAAAAAGUCUCAAGUGCUCUUCCCAUUGUUAUGACGAGUGCCAUAGUUUCGGGCGAGUACCUCAACAUCACAGGACCCGGAGUCGACGGUGGCGACGGCGCGGCGUCAGACUGCACAAGGGACGCACAACUAAAGAGCCUCACGCGCAAUUCCAAUAGCACACAGUUGCUUUCUUCAUUUUAAUUAUAAGUAGUAAUAUCUACCGAUAAUCGACAUAAUUAGCGCAACCAAUUCUCUCGGUUUCCUAAGUAGAGGUGAUCAGUAGCGCUUCGAAUCUUUUAAGAUUUUCUUUGUAAAUAUUGUAAUGUCGAGGAUUCGCGUUAGUGCCGUUUAUUUCGUUGGAGUGUGUAAGAUAGAUCCCAAUAUAUUGAAAAUGCAGGCACAGGUGUAGGGUGUACAUAAAUGUAACAGUUCGUUUGCUUGUGUAAUUUCUUUCUUCAAGAAAACCAGGUCUUUUAAAUUCACCGUGUUAACAUGCCUUAUCUCAGACGUAAUUAAAUUUACAUUGGCAGCUUUAUCUAUACACUAUUAAAUGCUUGAUCAUAACACCUGUUUAUGACAAAGAAUCGAUGACCUUCCACUCUAGAAGGUAAAGACUACAUGUGUGCCUCUAUAUUCAAUAGGUAAAGUGGGGUUUGCGGGCGUUCGUUCGAGCGGUCCAGUCAAUUAAUGCGAGACGGACGAUACGUCUCUUCUCGAUGCACUAAACACUUCAUACCUUGUUUUUAAUUGUAGGGAAAAUAAUUUAUUGUCGAUAGCGAUCAUUUUGUAGGAAUAAGUAGGCCGGAGCGUUAACAAAUUCGGACGAAUUACGUUUUGUGAUAGCGCAGCGGUUAGCUGCGAGCGCUGCGGUGGGCGGGUCGGGACCGGCACUACUCUACUAGUACAUACUGCGCAUGAUACGAGCUUGUUCGUCUUCUUUCCAUGCUGUACCUACGAGUUAACACUUAGUCCGGCG
This is a messenger RNA of Hyposmocoma kahamanoa, 4063 nucleotides long. RefSeq names its product potassium/sodium hyperpolarization-activated cyclic nucleotide-gated channel 2 (gene Ih). Gene Ontology annotation, molecular function: voltage-gated potassium channel activity. Gene Ontology annotation, cellular component: membrane. Gene Ontology annotation, biological process: transmembrane transport; potassium ion transport. The transcript is spliced from 13 exons. The record is from RefSeq and is a predicted model, not a curated record. Lineage: Eukaryota; Metazoa; Arthropoda; Insecta; Lepidoptera; Cosmopterigidae. Bases 53 to 2491 code for a protein of 812 amino acids.